AUGGUUGCAGAACAAAGGGACGCCUUUUCCACUGUGGGACAACAUUCGAUCCAAAAUCCCGUCACACGAUUCUGUGAGCGCAGGAAUAAGCUCACGUCUUGUCGAGACGGACCAAACACAAUACAGCAAUCCGACUCUCUACAACUGCUUGCGACAGUAAAGGUACUAGUUUGUAAGGGUGGUAUUAAGGGUAACUAUUGGAGGUACACUCAUAAGGUUCACAGUCCAGACACGCAGAGGUUCUUCUUGCCUAUUACACACUCGCUCGUGCUAGCUGCUGUCACAGAGAUAGCAGGGAAGAUAGGUGCACGUAAUGGGUAUAUUCACUACGUGUGGCUAGAAGAAUUAGGUCAGGCUAUAGACAGGACGUAG
This is a messenger RNA of Pyrenophora tritici-repentis Pt-1C-BFP, 372 nucleotides long. The record is from RefSeq and is a predicted model, not a curated record. Lineage: Eukaryota; Fungi; Ascomycota; Dothideomycetes; Pleosporales; Pleosporaceae.